Syngnathus acus (greater pipefish) is the source of this 2852-nucleotide messenger RNA. Its product is annotated as transmembrane channel-like protein 7. NCBI's taxonomy places the organism in Eukaryota, Metazoa, Chordata, Actinopteri, Syngnathiformes, Syngnathidae. Gene Ontology annotation, molecular function: mechanosensitive monoatomic ion channel activity. Gene Ontology annotation, cellular component: plasma membrane. The transcript has 16 exons. The record is from RefSeq and is a predicted model, not a curated record. The coding region runs from base 146 to 2398 and encodes 750 amino acids.
UGUCGCUUCCAGCCCCAAUGCAAAUGUUUUCAACCUGACCACUGAAGCGUCAACUACGAACAGCAGUUGAAACAAACAGUUGUGUAGUUGUCCAAAAUAAUACUGUUCAAUAAUUUUUCGCUUUUCUACACCUGAAAAGAGCGCGAUGGAUGCUGAUUCAGUCUUUUACACCGAUCGAAGUGGAAAAGUCACCAGUAACCCCCUGCUCGACCAGCUCCCCAGCUACCAGUCCUUGCUGUACCGCAGGAAGGCAUCCCAUACGGGCACCAAGAGAAGGAGCAGCUCUCGAGGUCGUACUGGCUCCCACGGUAGUGGGAAAUGGACGCUGAGUUUUUUGAAUAGACACGAUGAGAAACAUAAGAACCAACUGGAGCAGAAACCAACCAGAGAGCUUGCGCAGACCAUGGCUGAGAAACGCAGAGAUAAAGCGUUACGCCUACAAGAGGAUGCAGAACUCAGUAGCUGGACACAGUGGAGGCAAAGCACCCACAGGUAUCUCCGCAGGCUGCUCGAUGGUGUCCACGAGUUGCUGACCGCCCUGCAGCUCUGGAGGGGCGACAUCCACCUGAUAGAGGGAAUGUUUGGCACGGGCAUUCUUUCCUACUUUUCCUUCCUACGCUUCCUUGUCAUGCUCAACCUGAUCAUCUUCACCCUCAUGUUCAGCUUCGUCUUGUUACCCAUCAUCAUUGCUCCUCACGCCUCAGGGAACAUCACCUACAACCUGGAUGAUGGUAGUAUUUGCAGUGUUUAUCCAAGCAGUUCUCGCCGAGGUCUUGUCAUUUUUCACGAACACAUCACAGAUCUCUUGUCUGGCGGAGGCUUUCUUGAGCAGACCUAUUUGUUUUAUGGCUACUACAAAGUGGACAAAAUCCACUUCCCCAGGACCACCUAUAAUUUGCCUCUCGCCUACCUGCUGGUCACUGUUGCCUACCUCUUCCUCAGUCUCAUCUGGAUUGUUAAAAGGUCUGCCACUGGUUUCAAACGUAACCUGAUUCAGGAUGAAGACCGAUUCCAGAGUUUUUGCAACAAGAUAUUUGCUGGUUGGGACUUCUGCAUCACCAAUGGCAAUGCAGCAAAGCUCAAAAGAAGCAGUUUGCUUUAUGAACUUAGGACUGAUUUGGAGGAAGAAAGGAUCAAACAGAAAAUAGCAGAUCGGACCCGCAAAGAGAAAUGUCGCAUUUAUCUCAUACGCUUCAUCCUCAACCUGUUUGUCAUUGCUGUAUUAGCUGGUUGCUUCUACUGCAUUUACGUUGCCACCAUUUUCUCCCAAGAAGCACAGACGAACGAGGUCAAGGGAAAUUUCGUUGUGGAUCUCAUCCAUGAGUAUCUGCCAUCAAUUGUUAUCACUUUAGCCAACUUCAUCACUCCCCUCGUCUUCUCAGUCAUCAUCAACUUUGAGGACUAUUCGCCUGCUUUCGAGAUUCGGUUUACUCUCAUAAGAUGUGUAUUCAUGCGACUGACCAGCAUUGGAGUUUUGCUCUUCUCACUCUGGUCUCAGAUCACUAAAUGUAAAGAAGAGCCAUGCGAAUGCGGCUACAACCAUUUGCUCUAUUCAUGUUGGGAGACACGUAUUGGCCAGGAAAUGUACAAACUCACCAUCUUUGAUUUUAUUAUCAUUGUGGCAGUUACCAUCUUUGUGGAGUUUCCUCGAAAGCUUAUAGUCAAGUACUGCCACUGUGGCCUUGCUAAGUGGUGGGGUCAGCAGGAGUUUGCUAUCCCUCAGAAUGUUCUUGAGAUUGUCUACGGCCAGACAAUCUGCUGGAUCGGUGCAUUCUACUCCCCAAUGCUUCCUGCCAUCUGCACCAUAAAGUACUUUUUUAUCUUUUACAUCAAAAAGGUGUCACUUAUUAAAAACUGCCGUCCGGCCACACGUCCAUUCAGAGCUUCAAGUUCCAACUUUUUCUUCCUGGGUGUGCUACUGAUUGGCUUGAGUUUGGCUUGCGUGCCUGUUAUUGUUAGUGUAGCACAAAUAAACUGUUCCCAGGCAUGUGGCCCAUUUGUGAAUUACACCACCUCCUGGGAGGUUCUGCCAACUGCCAUAUCCCAGCUCCCCAGUGGAGUCCAAACUCUCUUCUUCACUAUCUCAUCCGAGGCUUUUGCUGUGUCCUCCUUUGUUGUUACAUGUUUGGCCAUGUUUUACGUGAUCGCACUAGCUGGAGCACACAAGAGGGUGAUCAAACAACUUCGGGAACAGCUCGUCAUGGAGGGUCGAGACAAGCAUUUCCUGAUCCAGAAACUGUGCCAGGCCCAGAAAAUCUCUGCUGUCACAUCGCCGGGAUCCAGAAGUCAGCGGCGAUCCAGCAGAAGCAGUCCCAGUUACCAUACCAGCUUCUCCAACAAUUUUCCAGAAGGGCUGUUCCUGGCACAUUCUCCUCCAGACAGUUUCACAAAUGUGUGAAACAAGAUUUAGGAGUUAGGGAAUAACAAACCAACACUACACUGGACAAGCAAACAACAUUUGGAUGGAAUCAAACUGUUUGUUUUAAUAUAAUAUACUUUUAUGAACUUUUAUUUUUACUGUGUAUGAGCAAAAAAAUAAUUUGUUGUGGUUUUUUUUCCAUUUUACUUUUAUCUUUUCCUUCUGAGAAGGACUUCACUACAAACACCAGUUCUUUAUUAACCUCCUCUUUGUACUGUAUUGUGCACUUUAUAUGGAUUAAGGCUAAGUACUGGAUUAUAACAUUAUUUUUGCAUUGUAGUUAUGCAAAAACCGAUACAUUUACAACACAGUGCAAAGCUGUUCGUAUAUUGUAUAAUGUUAUUUUUUUCUUUUUUAUGUAGUGUUUCAAAAUCUUGUUAUUUUUACACUACGGGGUGCUGUGACUCUAAAGGGAAAAUAAACCUUUAAAAUA